Molecule: messenger RNA, 906 nt
Organism: Penicillium arizonense
Lineage: Eukaryota; Fungi; Ascomycota; Eurotiomycetes; Eurotiales; Aspergillaceae
Product: opsin family protein
Exons: 5
Coding region: 1-906 (301 amino acids)
Cellular component (GO): endoplasmic reticulum; plasma membrane
Source: RefSeq, a predicted model, not a curated record
AUGAUUUAUCCUCCCUUUGACGAAUUCCCGUCUUUGACGGCCCCGGCCACCACCUCUUCGGUGGCGCCGAUCCCCACUGUGAUCCCCGGAUCCGAGACCUGGCAGGAGAUCCACCAUGUGGGCAUGCGGACUCUCUGGGUUGUGACUGUGUUGAUGGGCAUUUCCUCGCUGGUGUUCUACCUCCUGGCAGCUCGCUCUCCUUUGCCCAAACGAAUCUUCCACAUCCUAACCUCCAUAACAACAACAAUCUCCUUCAUAGUCUAUCUGGCCCUGGCCACAAAAAUCGGAAGCGAUUACAGCUACAACAGAAUCCACGAAAGGCACAAGCACGUCCCAGACACAACAACAAUAAUCUUCCGCCAGAUCCUCUGGCUCCGCUACCUAAAUUGGGCCCUAACAACCCCUCUCCUCUUCAUAAACUUCGCCCUCAUCUCAGGCCUCCCAGGGGCAAACCUCCUCCUGGCCAUAGUCGCCGACCUGGUCAUGCUCUCAGCCGGACUCCUCGGUUCAUACGCAAAUCACAGCCGCGAGCGCUGGGUCUGGCUUACUAUCUCGUGUAUCGCUUACCUGGUUGUGAUCCACCAUGUCGUAUUCCACGCACAGAGAGCAGCCAGGGUGAAGGAUGCGAGCACGAGACGGUUCUUCGGGGCUCUUUCUGGUUCGGCGAUUGUUGCGUUGGCUUUGUUCCCUAUCACCAUCGCGGCUGGACCUCUCGCUCUCAAGCUUAGCGUCGAUACGGAGACUAUCCUCUUUGCCGUUCUGGAUAUCUUUACUCAGGGAAUUCUUGGGUACUGGCUUCUUUUGGCGCAUGAUAGUUCGCCUGAAAUUACCCUGUACUUGGACGGAUUCUGGUCCCGUGGUAUUGGCAACGAAGGCGCCAUUCGUAUCGAGGAAGAGGGUGCUUAA